UAAUGUUGUAAACAAUACGCUUACCCUAGUCGUAAGAAACAGCUGUCAACUUCGUCGGAAAUAAAUUGUUGGACUUUUUGGACACCAUGAGCGCCACGCCAGUUAAAGCAAAGAAGGCGGCUAAGCCAAAGAAGCCUGCCACUCAUCCUAAAUACAGUGAUAUGAUCGUGAAGGCUAUCGCAGCGCUAAAAGAACGAGGAGGUUCGUCACGACAGGCUAUACUGAGAUAUAUCUUGGCAAACUUCAAUGUAGGGAAAGAUGAGAGAGCGGUCAACUCGAGAUUGAAGAUUGCACUGAAGAAGGGUGUGGCAAAUGCAGCUUUGAAACAGGCAAAGGGUAAGGGUGCAUCUGGUUCGUUCCGCGUCGGCGAGAAGGCAGCGGCGGCAAAGAAGAAGGCCGCUAAACCAAAGAAAGCAAAGAAGUCCAAGGCAAAGAAACCAGCCGCUGAAGGAGGUGCAGCCGCGAAACCCGAAACGGCAAAGUCUCCAAAGAAGACGAAGAAAGCAGCUAAGCCGAAAACGCCAAAGAAGGCGAAGACAUCAAAACCAAAGAAAACGAAAUCUCCUAAGAAAGCAUCGAAGGCAAAGGCGAAAUCUCCCAAGAAAGCAGCAAAGCCGAAAUCUAAGAAAUCACCGAAGAAGGCAGCAAAGAAAGCUGCUAAAAAGUGAACUAAAUAUACUGCUGGACAGUGACAUUGUGUAUAUAUGUAAAUUGAACAGUGUAAAUAUGUGUAAAUUAUUCAUUAAAGUUCAUCCAGGACAUAGUUUUGUUCACUAACUUGUAGAAAGGCAGCUUUAAAAAACUGUAGCAUGGAUUAAACCGGUGUAUAAUGUGAGACUUGAAACAUUGUCGAUUUAACUGUUUUCCAUCAACCGAAGUUUGUGCUCAUGGAAUUACGAACUGAGUUCCGUGAAGGACCGUCGUUCUUGACUGUUUUUAUCAUUUCUACAUCAUUCUAUAUCCUUGUUACUCAAUUCAUUUGUUGUUUUAGUUAAUUUCAUAAACAUGGCAUUUUAUGUUCCCUUUAAUAUAUGAACAUUUUUUAAAUGACGCCACUGACAAUAGUUGUGCACUCUGUGUUAUUUUUGCAUCAUAAAUCGAAACAUUUAAGUUUACUAAAUGCUUCAUUCUAAUUCAUGAUUUUUAUGAAUUAAAACAAGAAAUCUG
Messenger RNA from Mercenaria mercenaria, 1167 nucleotides. RefSeq names its product histone 24-like. Gene Ontology annotation, cellular component: nucleus; nucleosome. The transcript has a single exon. Gene Ontology annotation, biological process: nucleosome assembly; chromosome condensation; negative regulation of DNA recombination. Bases 87 to 668 code for a protein of 193 amino acids. The record is from RefSeq and is a predicted model, not a curated record. Lineage: Eukaryota; Metazoa; Mollusca; Bivalvia; Venerida; Veneridae. Gene Ontology annotation, molecular function: nucleosomal DNA binding; structural constituent of chromatin; double-stranded DNA binding.